Messenger RNA from Huiozyma naganishii CBS 8797, 1269 nucleotides. RefSeq names its product Pci8p (gene PCI8). The record is from RefSeq and is a predicted model, not a curated record. The transcript has a single exon. Bases 1 to 1269 code for a protein of 422 amino acids. Lineage: Eukaryota; Fungi; Ascomycota; Saccharomycetes; Saccharomycetales; Saccharomycetaceae.
AUGCCGCAUAGUGACAAAGGCUUGUUCUACCUUGAAAGAGUCGCUUAUUUGAUCUCGCAUGAGGUUGGUACCAUUGAGGAACGGAGACAAUGUGCGGUAGCAGCCAUGAAUUUCCUCCAGGAUAUCAAAUGUUUUGACACGCCGCAUUGGGAUAUUCUCAACGAGGCAAGUGGGCUGCAGAUCGAUAAGCCUCACCACGUACCAAGCAACAAUGCUUCCCCAGAUUACGACGCUCAGUUGCUUCGUAAAGUUAUAUCUCAUAAAUUCGGUGAAGCUCAGUACUUCCUGCAAAAUAAACGUGUGACAAGAGAUCGGUAUUAUAGACAAUUGGAGGAAACCAUCAAGUUUCUUAUCUUGUGUAAGAACUUCAAAGGGGUGGAAGAGUUGGAACAAAGGAUACAAAACAUUGUCAAUUUUCCUGAGUUAACUGUGAAGGAGCAAGAGGCGUGUAGACGAAUACGUGUUUUGGUCGCGGCCAGUUUUUACAUGCAGAAGAAGUUCUUCAAAUGUUGCCAGUAUUUCUUCAAAUGGCUAAGUAUAGACCCAGACUUGCUCAACACUCCACCUAUACCGGCCAGGAACGUUUUGCUUACGGACAAAGAGAUUAACUUGAUGAUCACCAUUUCAUGCCUUAUAUCGAUCCCCUUGGAAAGCUAUAAUGACUUCAUAUACCUGAGGGAGGCAGUACCAUUUUUCGAGCAUUUCCCACUAUGUUUAAGAAGUCUAAGGCUUCUACUGAACACUAGUUUUAACAAGUUUUUCUCCCUGUGGCAGGGGAAUGAGAUAGCAGAGGAGUGUUUACAGAGCCCGUAUCUUGUAGACGCAUGGCCGUUUGCUCAAUUGGUAAUGAGGUCCAAGAUAUACUACUUUUAUUUCAAAGUAUCCUGUGAGAUCCAAAUAGGGUACCUUUCGAGAACUUUGGGAAUCGAGGAAAAGACAAUAAGGGAAGAUGUAGAGCUGCUUAUAGAGUCAGCCAAUUUGAAUAUAGUUAUCCGGGGUGAUACAUUGUGUGAAAGCCAGUGUAGACGGCUAGAAGAUAUCGUUGUUCAAUUACAGCGUAAUGAAAGAGAGAUCGACCGAAGAAUACAGGAGAAAAGACAGAAAGUACUUGAGUUGGAAAAUAAAGCUGAGGGAAUCAUUGUGAACAAUGAUACGGUCAAUAGAAGCACCCUACCUAAUUCAGUUUCGUCAGAUAACGAUACGAUGGAUCUUAACGAUUUGACGAACGUCAGUGACACGGACAGUUUUGCUUUUGAUGGAACUAGUUGA